Messenger RNA from Suillus paluster, 1046 nucleotides. RefSeq lists its product as uncharacterized. NCBI's taxonomy places the organism in Eukaryota, Fungi, Basidiomycota, Agaricomycetes, Boletales, Suillaceae. The annotation marks the transcript as partial. The record is from RefSeq and is a predicted model, not a curated record. The transcript has 7 exons. Gene Ontology annotation, biological process: maintenance of rDNA; regulation of exit from mitosis.
CUCAUUAUUCCUCACAACCUCCCCAUGCCGGCUCCAAAGACCACAGGGUGGCUCAUUGGGUCCACCAUGCACCUGCUGCACCUUUGUCUGCCUGACUCAGACAUCGGUUGGGAAGACUUGUACUGGGAACGUAGCCAGCAAAGCUGGUUUGACUGGACCAUUCCGAUGACGGGUGUUCUAUUGGUUACCUCAAUUUUGAAUGCAAUGCACCUAUUUACGCAAAGCAAAACAUAUCGCCUUCAUCGUCGAACCAAGGGAGACCCCGUGUCUUCGCCUCACACCACGUUUGUAACCUCUCCCGUACGUGUGCGACCCGAUGAGCCUUCUCCGAUAGCCUCCUUCAAAACGCGCAUACUCCGCGUGAUAAAAGCCGUUAUACUUUUCCUAUGGAACUGUUUUUAUUUCCUUCUGGAAAUUCCUGCUUGGUAUCUCCACUGCCACACCUUCAUCGUCCUCACCUGCCCGAGGUGCCCCUGCAGAUCAGAUUCAACACUUGAGCAUUUAUUCCCCUGUUCAUGCUCUUAUUUGGAUUCUACGGGUCCUACAAAUUGGAUACUUAUGACGGCUGUGAUGGGUGCCGUGGGGGUUCAAACUAGCCUUCUCGUGCAGGCUUAUGAGGGGCUUGUGAAGGACCGUGCCAUUCUUGCAGCUGAAGUCAUGCAUGAAUAUAACGAAGGGUUCGUAUAUCCGCGAAUGAAUACUAUGGUAAACGUCUGGGAAGAUUAGUGAUCGCACACCACCAUCCUAGACAUAGCUACAUCAUGCAUCAGAAAGUAUACCUGACGCUAAUAUCAUUCCUGUAUGUAGAUUGAACCAUCACCAGCCAGCGCAUUCACCAUGAUAGCCUGCACCCAACUGUCAUCCCCAGCUCGUAUGGUACCAGUCGUACCUCAGCCUGAAACACUUGCAUACUAUUGUUCACCUACGUCACUCUCUUUCAAUCAUAUUGCUCUGAAAUUCAGGCACAAUGGAGGACUGGAAACUUAAUGUAGUCUACAGUAAUAACGAAGUCGCGGUGGGAGCGUUAGUCGCGGAGUACUUAUGUC